Molecule: messenger RNA, 702 nt
Organism: Pseudozyma hubeiensis SY62
Lineage: Eukaryota; Fungi; Basidiomycota; Ustilaginomycetes; Ustilaginales; Ustilaginaceae
Exons: 1
Coding region: 1-702 (233 amino acids)
Source: RefSeq, a predicted model, not a curated record
AUGUCUACGGCUCGUCUCAGCGCCAACGCUUCCGCCCUAGCCUUUGCCUCCUCUGCCCGCUCCUACUCGUCCCUCUCGUCUCGAGUUGCUCGCAGCACCAACACCCGCACCGCCUUCCAGAACGCAUCGCUUCUGGCCUCUGCACGCACCAGCACCAGCACCUCCAACAGCACCUCUCACUCGCUCUCCUUCGGCGUCAACACCCGCCUCUUUACUACCGCGAUGACUGCUGCCGGUAAGUUUGCUUUCAGUUCGACUCUCCUCGACCGCUCCCGAUCCGAAACGUCUCCUCAUUCCCAGCCUCGCUGCUCAACGGAAGCGCAGUCAGGCCACACGAAAGGCAUCGUUCCGCCAUCGGCUAGUCGGCGUGAUGGCUCGACCGCAUUCCGUCUGAUCCGUCAGCAGCCAACAGUCAGCCAUUCAGCCAGCCAGCCUCACAUGCGCUCGUCUGCAAGGCUGCUGCUGUGCAUGCGCAAAGGCCCCCCAGCCGGCGAGGGUCUCACGGUGCAAGCACGACCUUCGUCUGUCCCCCGCGCCGAGCUCUAUUUUUGUUGGCUCGCACAACACAGCAUUUGGUGCCUCUUCCGCGCCUGCUGCCUGGCUCGAGCGGGAAUUGCGAAGAAAAGGGACGAAAAUAAAUGCUUUGCCGUUCGUCCGCCUCUGUUCUGUUUUGAUCCGGGCUUUGUCACCAAGUUCUCGUGA